UUUUGCUUGCGACGCAUAUCUCCCCGCCACAGGAGGACACAUGCAGGAAGGCGGGCGGAACUGGGUGCUGAGCCCGUGUCUGCUAGAAUCGGCUCCGGAGGAUAGAGCCGGGCCGAUCUCCUCUCGACAGCUCUGCAGAGUAAGACUUUCUUUCCUCGCCCCGUCUGAGAGCAACGCGGUCCGCGGACUGGCACUUUUUGCCGCCUUGCCAUUGCUCAUCAAGACUGCGCGCGCGCCUCGGCCUUGCUCUCCCCUCGGCGGGGCGCUAACAUGGCAGCGCUCUGCGGCGGACUGACAGCCCUUUCCGCCCGCUGCAGAUCUCUGGUUGGCCGUGAGGAGAACCGCGAAGAAGCUCCGCGGCUGGUCUCCCGUGUGGCUGCUGUUGGUACUGCGCUGCCGGCGCCGCGCCCUGCCCCGGCUUUCCGCUCUCCAUCCCACCUCGUUUGGGAAGCUGUUUCGCAGCGGGGGCGAAAAGUUCCCUCCGGCGCGCUGACCGCGCAGAUCUAUUUAGCAUCAAACAAUCUCAAGAAUCAGACUUCUUUUGGGUAAGAGCCUUAAGCCAAGUUUUAUGGAAACAUUGUUUUACAAUUAGGUUGGUUCUCUCCUUGAUUAGUUGCCAGCCAUUGCUUCUUGUUCAUUUUAAUAAUUCAUUUUGGUAAUCAGUUUUGUGGAGUAAUUAAGGAAAAAAGGCAGUCAUUGAGAGAAAGUGCUGGUGGCUUCUGUCUUAAAUCCCUACAAAUCAUUAUAAACUCUAGAUCCUGUUUGGUUUUGCUGGCUUGAAAUUAUCAUCUUUUUUCCUAUAAAAAUUCAUAUCUUAUUACAAGGACGUUAAAGUUAAAACCACCAAAAUUGAGGAUGUCUCAGGAUCCAAACAUACCAGAUGUAACUGAGGGAAAAUCAGAUGUGUCACAGGAUAAUCAACAGGACCAUGUGGACAAUGCAGAGCAGUGCGUCCGAAAGAAGAUUCGACAGAACACACCAAGUCCUAGUAGAAGUAGUAUAUCUGAGGCUAGCCCUCCUCAGUUUGUGUCAGUGGAGGAACUGAUGGAUACAGCAAAAGGUGUUACAAACAUGGCCUUGGCCCAUGAGAUUGUUGUCAAUGGAGGUUUUCAGAUUAAACCGGCUGACUUGCCAGAAAACAGUCUUGAAAAAAGAGUAAGAGAUAUUGUCCACAAAGCAUUUUGGGAUUGCUUGGAAACGCAGUUAAAAGAAAACCCACCUUCAUAUGAUCACGCAAUUAAACUUGUAGGAGAAAUUAAAGAGGCUCUCUUGUCUUUUUUGCUGCCUGGCCAUACUCGAUUAAGAAAUCAGAUUACUGAAGCUCUUGAUCUGGAGCUGAUAAAACAGGAGGCUGAGAAUGGUGCCCUUGACAUUUCUAAGCUGGCAGAAUUCAUCAUUGGAAUGAUGGGGACACUCUGCGCUCCAGCGAGAGAUGAAGAAAUUCAGAAGUUGAAAGACAUCCAUGAAAUUGUUCCCCUGUUCAGAGCAAUUUUCUCUGUGUUGGAUUUGAUGAAAAUGGAUAUGGCUAAUUUUGCUGUCAGUAGCAUUAGGCCACAUUUAAUGCAGCAGUCAGUAGAAUAUGAAAGAAAGAAAUUUCAGGAACUGUGUGAAAAACAGCCAAAUUCCUUAGAUUUUGUGACUGAAUGGCUGCAAGAAGCCAUGGUUGAUCUACAGUCCAAAGUUGCCUGUGCUAAUAAUAAUGAUGCUGCAUCUGCCAGUAAAGUUCCUGCACUGAAUCCUGUUGCUGUUCAAAAUCAUGCAUAUAUCCAACUACUCAAGUGGAAUCAUCUGCAGAAACCUUUUCCAGAAACUGUGUUAAUGGACCAAAGCCGUUUCCAGGAAAUGCAGCUGGAAUUGGACCAGCUUAUUCUGAUUGGCGCUAUUCUUCUGGUCACAUUCAAUGCAGCAGGCACAGCUCUUUCUGAUUUGCCAGCUUUUACCAACAAGCUCAAAAUGGCUAUCCAAGUAUUGUUGACAGGGCUACACCUUCCUUCCUUCAAUUUGGGUGAAACUUUGGCUGUCAUAAGCGAAAAGAUUUGUGCUGAAGUUAACAGUUGCCUUUCCCAGCAUGGCUUCACACCGUUUACACCUGAAAAACUGAUUGUGCUUAAAGGACAAAUCCAGGCUCUUGCCAAUCCUGACAAUGCUGUAUGCAAACUGAUAGAUUCAAGGAUCCAGUUGUUUUUAGAGAAUUACCUUGCUUGUGGUCAUCAGAAAUCGCUUCCUCCUGUGCUUGGUGGAUUGGGCCCAAUUCAGAGAGAGCUGGAGGAGAUUGCUAUCAAGUAUAUUCGCCUUGUUGACUACAACAAGUUGGUUUUCAGUCCUUAUUAUGAUGCAAUUCUCAGCAAAAUAUUGAAUAAAGAGUUUCCUUAGCUGUGAAGAAACCUGAAAAAUGCCAGAUCCAUUUGUAUGCAGUCCCUCAACAAUAGGGCUCCAGUCCAGGACCAGAAGGCUGUUUUAGUCUGCUUUUACUCUUUUUUGGUCAGAAUUAUAGGCUGGAAAAUGGAAGCUUCCUUCAGAGACCCGCUGUUCAUUUAGGAUCUCCACAAUCAGUUCUGUCAUGCUCUGUACCCUUCUGUGUCACCUCUCCCUACACAGCCGACUGCUAUUGAGAGGCUUCUCUUUAAAACAUUACUUGGGGCAGAUACAUUAAUGCAUUUAGGGUAAAAUGCAGUAUCUCAAGAAUUGUGCUGCUCACGCUCCAUGGGACUUUUCCAGAAGUCCCCAGCAUGGUUCACUUACAUCACCGCAUUCCACUUGUUCCUUUCAGCCAGUAGUUUAGGAAUACAGAUAAGUUUAGGAAUCAAGUGAUUUGCUGUAUUCUGUCAAAGUGGAAUCAUACAUGGAAAAAAAUUGUGAAUCUAUGCUUGGAUAUUGUUGCAGGCUCACUGUGGUUACCUUUCAUCUAUUGAAGAAACAUUGAAACCUUUAAAGAAACAGCUUUCCUAACAAAAAUUUCCAAAUAAUUCGAUAGCAGUGAUCAAAUAUUAUGUAAAAUAUACAUAAAAUAUUUUGGCUUGGUAUGCAGUAUAACCUUAUUAGCCAUAAUGGCCAUUGAAAUUUCCACAUAUUCAGAGUUUGAAUAUUGGUAGUUAAAGCACUUUAUAUGUAUUCUGCGAGCCAAGGCUCUUUUGUGUUUCUGCGAGCCAUGGUUUUCUAUAGCAUUUGUUUCUGUACCGGCAGAUACUUGGGCAAAAUCAUAUAUUUUUGUAGCUUAUUUUCCAAUUCUUUAUUUCCCUAUUCAUAAGAAUGCUAUCCUGUAGGCUCAAGGAAGUAUUUUUUUUUUUUACCUGUGAGAACUCUUUUGAAAAGAGCAGUUUCUCAGUUUUCUAUUAGUGUAGUUUUUCUCUGCAGCAAAUACAAACGAGACCUUGAAUAAGAAUUUUUCACCAGAUAUAAAGAGAAAAUGAAAGGAGGUUUUAACCAUUAAGAAGGAAAUAAAAAUGAUAAUCUCAGAGAACAAGUAAAUAAUUUCGUAGUUUCUUAGUUUUAUAUUAAUGUAGUAUAAAAUGCUGCUAAAGACAAGCAUACCUUUAUAGCUGAAGCAGUUGAGUAAGAUCGGUCCACUGAAUGUUAUUGAAUAUUAUUUACAUAUGGAAAGUUUGGGAUUAGAAGAGAAGACCGAUUAUAGUCCUAAUUUAUAUCCUCCUUAGUAGUGAAAAUAUGAAACUUCUAGUUCAUUUGCUUUUUUAGUUGCAAAUACUGGGAUUAGUGCACCUAUCUAUCUAGAUCAGUGGUGGUGAACCUUUGGCACGGAUGCCAGAGGCAGCACUCAGAGCCCUCUCUGUGGGCACGUGCACCGUUCCCCCAGUCCUAGGCCUUCAGCUGGGUUUUAUAAAACCUUGCU
Messenger RNA from Crotalus tigris (Tiger rattlesnake), 3847 nucleotides. It is a transcript of the gene TCP11L1, whose product is annotated as t-complex 11 like 1. Bases 856 to 2373 code for a protein of 505 amino acids. The transcript is spliced from 13 exons. Lineage: Eukaryota; Metazoa; Chordata; Lepidosauria; Squamata; Viperidae. The record is from RefSeq and is a predicted model, not a curated record. Gene Ontology annotation, biological process: signal transduction.